This is a messenger RNA of Vespula vulgaris, 636 nucleotides long. Its product is annotated as mitochondrial import inner membrane translocase subunit TIM14. Gene Ontology annotation, cellular component: PAM complex, Tim23 associated import motor. Gene Ontology annotation, molecular function: ATPase activator activity. The coding region runs from base 128 to 493 and encodes 121 amino acids. The transcript is spliced from 3 exons. NCBI's taxonomy places the organism in Eukaryota, Metazoa, Arthropoda, Insecta, Hymenoptera, Vespidae. Gene Ontology annotation, biological process: protein import into mitochondrial matrix. The record is from RefSeq and is a predicted model, not a curated record.
AAAAUGGUAAGAAAAAUUGAGAAAUUAACGAGAACACAAUUUAUGAUCUAUUUAUUCAAUUAUCAAUUUAUAAUAUAUCUUCUUAGAAUCAUUUAAGUAAAUUGAUUUUAAUUUUGAUGUUCACACGAUGGUAAGAAACGGAAAGGCAUCUGCAGUAAUAAUAACUGGCUUAGGUCUUGCUGCGGUAGGUUUUACUGGACGUUAUAUGCUUAGAAAAAUGCCAGCUUUGUCUCAAAGGAUGACAGAAGCUUUGAAAAAUAUGCCAAAAUUGGAUUCUCAAUCAUUAGCAAACAGCAAAUAUUAUAAAGGUGGUUUUGAAUCUAAAAUGACCAAGCGGGAAGCUAGUUUGAUAUUAGGAGUUCCACCUACUGCAAGUAAAGCAAAAGUAAAAGAAAAUUUUAAAAAAGUAAUGAGUGUAAAUCAUCCUGAUCGUGGUGGUUCUCCAUAUCUUGCAGCAAAAAUAAAUGAAGCUAAAGAUUUAUUAGAGAAAUAAUUUAAUAAUUAUUUAAUUAGAGUAGUAUAUAUAUCAAAUAAAUUUUCUUGUAUGAAAACAAAUUUCAGUGUACAUAGAAAUAUAAGCUGUAUAUUGCAAAUAAUUUAAUGUCUAAUAAAUAAAUUCUUUGUAUUGUACAUUCA